Caenorhabditis elegans is the source of this 1566-nucleotide messenger RNA. It is a transcript of the gene C10E2.5, whose product is annotated as Inner membrane protein. The transcript is spliced from 8 exons. Bases 528 to 1304 code for a protein of 258 amino acids. NCBI's taxonomy places the organism in Eukaryota, Metazoa, Nematoda, Chromadorea, Rhabditida, Rhabditidae. The record is from RefSeq and is marked reviewed.
UUCAUAUCUCUACACUCUCUCGAAAACUUCUGCCUUCGUCUAAUGAGCAUUCUUUGCAAUUCACGAGGAAAUCGCUGACAGAAUGCGGCACGAGUUAGAUCAAAUUCUAGGGUUUCAACACAUUUGAGUAGUCCUCUUUCCCCCUUUUUGUCAAGUUGCUCGAAAAUAAACCCGUGUUUAUAGCCGCGGUCAUUAGCCAUAGGGAGGAAAAACUCCUGAAAUUUCUCAGUUUGCAAUUGAAUGAGACAUAUCUCCUCCCUUCCCAUUUUGGCAUCCAAUUUCAAGUUCGUUGCCUCAUUUACACGUUUUCAUCCUUUCAAACUCAGCCAUCCACUACGGGGGAUUUAACUACACUGGUCUCUCACAAGCCCCGCCUCGCGCCGGCUCCGCCCAAUAUCGGAGGAAAAAGUGGCGAAGGAGGACAACAAGAAACAGUGAGAUAGUGUGAUGAGAAGCAUUUUACAUUGAAAAAAUUAAUAAAACCCAUCAUAUUAUUCUCCAUUGGAACAUUCUUGGAUCGAGUAUUAAUGCGGCGUCUCUUGCGUUGUUUCUUCAUUCUUAUUGCCGUCGUUAAUCUGGGCAUUUUUCUAGUCGGUCUUGGCGUCGGAAUAAUACAAAACGACCUUCUGAUGGUCUCCGGAGUUCUAACAAUUCUCGGCUUCCUAGGAAUGGUUCUAUCAGCUGUCGCAUGGUUCGUCCAGUCUUCGAAAGCAAAGAAGUUAAUGAAACAAAGGGAGCAGAUGCCGGAGGAGAUGAUAACAAGAGAUACGACUGAAGCAGUGAUGAAGAAUAUAAGGGGAAUUCCGUUUUUGAUUCAGGCAAUUCAAUACUCUAUGGAAACCACAUAUUAUCGAGAUAUGAUGAAUGAGCUGAACGAUGGGAUCGUGAGAACCUCAGUGAUCCAUACAGCACCAGCAUGUCAGUCGGUUUUGGAUUCAGAAGGUGAUACUGAAUCGACAAGGCCCACACCAACACCGAGACGAUCCAGAAACUCGGCAGAAGAGCAGUGGCUGGCUCAUGGUGAAAAAUGGCAAAAUGAGCAGUUGCGGUUAUCCAUGGAACGGGAAAACCCGCACUUUUUGGUUUUUCCAUACAGUGAGGCUUCACCUCAUCGGGAGUCUAUGAAUAAUAUGGAUGCGUUGGUGCAUGAGUUUUCCAGGAUAGACAGCAUUAAACGGCCACACUGCUUCACAAAGCAACAAAAAAUUGCUCACAACAGAUUUCAAGUGCGAUGUAUCGGAAUGUCAGCGGAAUUUAUUGAAAGAUUCAACAAUUCCUUUGGUGCGAAUACUAAUUAUAGCUAAUUUUUACAUUUUUGAUAUAACUUAUACUUAUCUGUAAUUGAUUUUAUUUAUUUCUUUUGCAUUUUUUCCCGUUCUAACUAGACACAAUUUUCAUUGCAGUUUAACAGAAUUAAAAAUCACGUUUAAAUUAAAACAAAAGUGUUUUUUUUUUCAUUUUCUUUUGAAACAUGUAAAGCACAUAAAAAAAUUUCUAGGUGCUGAUAUUAUUUUGAAAACUAUUAUAUUCUUCAAUUUUUUAUUUUCAAUAAAUUACUUCAUUCAA